AUGACUAAAUACGCCAAAGAAAAUUACGGAGAAGCCGAAGAAGCCAUACCCUUGGAUGCUCUAGCUGACGAGAAGUUGGUCCUGAAGAAGGAUGCCGAAGAACUUGGUGACCUUCAAACAGGUAAGAUCUGGACAUACUGUAAGCCAUACAAGAUACGGUAGGA
This is a messenger RNA of Cylicostephanus goldi, 164 nucleotides long. The record is from the annotation of a GenBank genome assembly. Lineage: Eukaryota; Metazoa; Nematoda; Chromadorea; Rhabditida; Strongylidae.